GAAAUAAAUAUAUAAAAAAUUAUAAUGUUAAAUAUGAGUGUUAAACGUGAGGCUCCACAUGGCAAAUCAAAGAAAAUGUCGAAUUCAAAACGAUUGAAAAGACAAUUGGAAAACGAAGAGGAAGAAUUCAGGUUAUCCAAGCUCCUCUUCGACAAUGGCGAAGGCUUACUAGAAAACUUAAACAAUGAAGACCUUGACCAAGAUAUUCUCGACCAACUUGACUCUGAUACUGAUGAACGCAAACCAGCCUGGAACGAUGAAGAAGAUGAAGACACAACAGUAGGAAAAGCCUUAAAUGCACAAAAUCGUGUCCUGCCCGAAGGCGGGAUAAAUGAUCGCGGUAAUAAAUACUCUAAUUUGUUAAAAGAAAAGUUUAAGACUGUUUAUGGGACUCCAAAAUGGGCAAGUCUUGACCGUGAAGCAGAAGAAGGUUCUGAUGAUGAAAUUCUUAGGAGUAAUAAACAUAUUGUUAAAUCCAAAGCGAAGAAUUUGCCUAAGAAUGUUUUGGAUAUUAAAAGAAUGAAGGAUUUGAACAAAGACACUUAUAGUGAAGGCCCCAUUGUGUCUUCUGUAGAUUUCCACAAAGGCUCCAGUGUUGCCUUAGCAGCAGGCUUGAAUGGUGUGGUAUCAAUUUACGCAGUGGACGGUCGUGAAAAUGAAAAACUACACACCCUAGGAUACAACAGAUAUCCUAUCCACAACGCCAAGUUUUCCCAAGAUGGUGAAGAAGUCAUCCUGGGAGGCCAACACUCCUAUUACCACUGCUACAACUUAAUGUCCGGGGACACCAAACGCAUCAUGUUACCCCAUAAAGUGACACAAAUGAAAAUCUAUGAAUUGUCACCAUGUGGUAAAUAUAUUGCAAUUGGUGGCAGGUUUGGUGAAGUUUUUGUUCUGAGUAGUAAAUCUAAAGAGUUGCUGUGUACGAUGAAACAAGCUACAAAGUGUACCGGGAUGGCUUUUAGUGAAGAUGGUGCAAGGUUGUAUUGUCAUGGUUCUGAGAAUGAGGUCACUGUUUUUGAUAUGAAAGAAAGGAAGGCUAUGAAGAAAUUUUUGGAUGAUGGUUGUUUGGCAGGGUCCUGCAUUGAUUUGAGCCGGAAUGGACAGUAUUUGGCAACUGGUAGUGCAGAAGGUGUAGUCAACAUCUACGACACAACAACACUGUUCAAAUCAAACAACCCUGACUACUCCCCGAAGCCACUGAAGUCCAUAAUGAAUUUAAGAACAGGAAUUACUGGUGUGAAAUUCAAUCCAACGAAUGAAAUUCUAGCCCUGCAUUCAGCUGAUGUCGAUAAUGCAAUCAGAUUAGUUCAUUUACCUAGUACUACUGUUUUCCAAAACUUCCCUGGAAUGAAUAAUUCCACAGGAUUUGGUCGAGCGACAAAGGUGGCAUUCUCACCAGCCAGCGGGUAUUUUGCUAUUGCUAAUAAUAGGCAUUCGGUAGCUCUUUAUAGGCUAAAGCACUAUAAUAAUUAUUAA
This is a messenger RNA of Ctenocephalides felis (cat flea), 1479 nucleotides long. RefSeq names its product U3 small nucleolar RNA-associated protein 18 homolog (gene wcd). Gene Ontology annotation, molecular function: protein binding. Gene Ontology annotation, biological process: rRNA processing. Bases 25 to 1479 code for a protein of 484 amino acids. Gene Ontology annotation, cellular component: Pwp2p-containing subcomplex of 90S preribosome; small-subunit processome. Lineage: Eukaryota; Metazoa; Arthropoda; Insecta; Siphonaptera; Pulicidae. The transcript is spliced from 3 exons. The record is from RefSeq and is a predicted model, not a curated record.